Anoplopoma fimbria (sablefish) is the source of this 2015-nucleotide messenger RNA. It is a transcript of the gene kcna4, whose product is annotated as potassium voltage-gated channel, shaker-related subfamily, member 4. Gene Ontology annotation, cellular component: membrane; voltage-gated potassium channel complex. Gene Ontology annotation, biological process: potassium ion transmembrane transport; protein homooligomerization. The transcript has a single exon. Gene Ontology annotation, molecular function: delayed rectifier potassium channel activity; potassium ion binding; protein binding. Lineage: Eukaryota; Metazoa; Chordata; Actinopteri; Perciformes; Anoplopomatidae. The record is from RefSeq and is a predicted model, not a curated record. Bases 1 to 1908 code for a protein of 635 amino acids.
AUGGAGUUUGCCAUGGUGGGUGCAGACAAUGGGUGCAAUAGUCACCUGCCUUAUAAUUAUGCCCAAACUCGUGCACGGGAGCGCCAGGCACGAGCAUCAGCAGCUGAAGGUGCAGAAGGAGGAGGAGGAGGAGGAGGAGGAGGAGGAGCAGGUACCACCUCCACCUCCACCUCCUCCUCGCAUCUCCUAAACAACCGCCAGCAUCAAUCUCGCUCCUCCUCCUCUUCCUCCUCCUCCACCACCACCUCCUCCUCCUCCUCCACCUCCUCCUCCCAGCAGCACCAGCAGGAGAGGAAAAAGCAGCGGUGGAGACGCAGCAGGACUCUGGGUGGAGACCUGCGCCACUCGGAGCUGGCUCUGCUCGGAUCCGAGGACGACAUGAUGAUCCAGGAGGAGGAGGAGGAGGAAGAGGAAGAGGAGGAGGAGGAGGACAAGGGAAGCAAGAGGUCGAGCUUUCUGUGCAACAUGGAUGAUGAGGAGGAGACAGACAGACGUCCGCACUCCGGGUAUGAUUACGCGUCCAGGGAGAGCGGCUGCUGCGAGAGAGUGGUCAUCAAUGUGUCCGGACUCAGGUUUGAGACUCAGAUGAAGACCCUGGCUCAGUUCCCCGACACCCUCCUUGGAGAUCCAGACAGGAGGAGCAGGUUCUUCGACCCUCUGAGGAACGAGUACUUCUUCGAUCGGAACCGGCCGAGCUUCGACGCCAUCCUCUACUACUACCAGUCAGGAGGACGCUUGAAAAGACCUGUGAACGUCCCGUUUGACAUCUUCUCCGAGGAGGUGAAGUUCUACGAGCUCGGAGAGGAGGCGAUACUGAAGUUUCGGGAGGAUGAGGGCUUUGUGAAGGAGGAGGAGAAACCUUUGCCAGAGGAUGAGUUCAAGAGACAGAUCUGGCUCCUCUUCGAGUACCCGGAGAGCUCCAGUCCAGCCAGAGGGAUUGCGGUGGUGUCAGUGCUGGUCAUCGUGAUCUCCAUCGUCAUCUUCUGCCUGGAGACCCUCCCGGAGUUCAGGGAUGAUAAAGGCAACUCCACCCAGUCUGAGCAGGACUUCACCCCGUUCAACGACCCGUUCUUCAUCGUGGAGACCGUCUGCAUCAUCUGGUUCUCCUUUGAGUUGAUCGUGCGGUUCUUUGCGUGCCCGAGCAAGCCUGCGUUCUUCAAGAACAUCAUGAACUGCAUAGACAUUGUCUCCAUCUUGCCUUACUUCAUCACGCUGUGCACAGACCUGGCCCAGCACCAGGGGAAUGGGCAGCAGGCUGUGAGCUUCGCCAUCCUGAGAAUAAUCCGCCUGGUGAGGGUGUUCCGCAUCUUCAAGCUGUCCAGACACUCCAAAGGUCUCCAGAUCUUGGGCCACACUUUACGCGCCAGCAUGAGGGAGCUGGCUCUCCUCAUCUUCUUCCUCGUCAUCGGAGUCAUCCUCUUCUCCAGCGCUGUGUACUUUGCAGAAGCAGAUGAACCAUCCUCCCAGUUCACCAGCAUCCCAGACGCCUUCUGGUGGGCAGUGGUGACCAUGACCACUGUGGGAUAUGGAGACAUGAAGCCCAUCACGGUGGGUGGGAAGAUAGUGGGCUCCUUGUGCGCCAUCGCCGGGGUGCUGACCAUUGCGCUCCCGGUGCCGGUGAUAGUCUCCAACUUCAACUACUUCUACCACCGGGAGACCGACAACGAGGACCAGGCUCCUGUGGUGGAGAGCUUGCCACCAGGCUGUCCUUACUUCCCAGACUUUUUAAGGAAAUUCAAAGGUUCUCCAUCGGGUUCCUCCAUGGGCGACAAGGCGGAGUACAUGGAGAUGGAGGAGGGGGUGACGGAGUCGCUUUGCGGGCUGGACAAGAGCCCCAGUAAAGGAAACGGCACCGACAUAGGCAGGAGGAACAGUACGAACUCCAAAUCCGUUCAGACUGACGUGUGAUUACAAGUAGUCUUUUUCAGCCCUUUUUUCUUUCUUAAAAAAAAGGAAAAUACCCAACAAGCAGGAGGUCCAAACUCAAGUUUUACGCACGCACAUUACGCACACAC